Xenopus laevis (African clawed frog) is the source of this 2903-nucleotide messenger RNA. RefSeq lists its product as uncharacterized. The transcript is spliced from 9 exons. NCBI's taxonomy places the organism in Eukaryota, Metazoa, Chordata, Amphibia, Anura, Pipidae. The coding region runs from base 287 to 2827 and encodes 846 amino acids. The record is from RefSeq and is a predicted model, not a curated record.
GGGACAGUUGGGAGGUAUGCCCUAUCCACUGCUACAAGCACUUCCCCCACACAGAUAAAAUCUGGUUCAGACUGGACCUUUGUAUUGAGAAAGUGAAAGCUGGAAUAGAAAAUAAGAGAGAACAAUAAGAGGCAGAUGUAUCUAUACAGGAUCUUAUAUUAAGAAAAGGUUUACCCCCAUCCAGGGCUAGUACAUUCCAAUAACACUGGUCACACUGACUUCUGGACCUCCAGGAAACUGCAGAAGAACCAAAGGAACCAUAGGAUAAAGACUAAAGGGUGACACCAUGUUCCUUAUCCACCACAACUGGGACAGGCUGAUAAUUCUGUUCCCUCUCCUCUUGUAUCAAACAGGUGCAGUUCUGGAUGUUUUUGCAGCUUCCCAUCGUGCACUCACUGGCUCUGAUGUUCUUCUCCGCUGCAGCUUCCAAGUGGAUAAAACUUCCCCAAACCCUGAACCCCCAACUGUAAUAUGGUACUUUCAGGAUAAGGAAAUUGUAAGAUUCGAUAACAAAGGUUUGUCCCUCAGCCCAAGGGCUUCAUUCAAUGGAUGGGCAGCAAAUAAGGGAGAUGCCUCCUUGUCUCUGGCCAAUGUGUCCAUCUCAGAUGAAGGGAUCUACAGGUGUCGGGUGAUAUAUCAGCAACAACAGAAAGACACAUGGGUCAUAUUAGAUGUUCUUGUUCCCCCAGUGAUCUUCAUCCCCAAUAAAGUUAUUAGUAAGAAUAAGGAGAACACUGUGAUGUGCAUGGCCAAUGGAUUCUACCCAGAAGAUAUUGACAUAAGUUGGUAUAAAGACAAUAAGCCCCUCACUAACUCUGAGUUGGGCAAACAAGAGAGGAACCCAGAUGGCACAUACAGAGUGAUGGGCACCGUGACUUUACCCCCAAUGGAUGGGAAGAUGGACCAUAACUUCUCCUGUAGAGUCCAACAUGUCUCUCUCCAGUGGCCUCUUCAGGAAGACUUCCAGUUGGAGUAUGAAGAUGAAAGUCACAGCUCUGUAAUUGUGGCCUGUGGCAUUGCUGUGGGGGUGUUACUAGUUGGACUGGUAAUUGGAGCCAUAAUAUGGAAUCAGAGAAGAAAAGCAUCUUUACAGGGUUACACAGUGAGUGAGAUUAAAGGGCCAGAGAAGUUGUUGGAUGGAGAAGAGACAACUCUUUACUGUACGACCAUUAACUGCCCACAGGGGGCCCCACAGGUCACAUGGAUUGAGGAGAGGUCAGGAGACCAGUGGGAGAUACCACAGUGUCGGAACUCGGGGGACCCAGGGGAAGCAGAACAGCUGUUGGGUGACUCCUACUUGAUCACCUGUAGGAAAGAGGGGCUGCAAAGCUACUGCUCCUCCCUGAGAUUUGUACCCCGUGUGGGGAAACACAGAGACGUGACCCUUAUCUGCAGGUUUGUCUGGGCUGGGAAGAUUAAGGAGAAGAGAUUCCAUUGUACAAACAUUUAUGCCAAACCAGCACAGGUAUCAGUGGUCCCAUCUCUGUGUGAGUCUGGGGAGAUCCUGUACUCUCUCACCCUGCCGGGAUUCUACCCCAGACAUAUCUCCAUCACAUGGACCUGUGGGGUGGGAGAUUCCCAAGGCAGAAUAUUAUCUAAAGAACAAAUUGAGGUGAAACCAGAUCUCACAUUCAGUGUGUGCAGUGAGGUCAGAAUUAGUGGGGACCUGUAUAAAGAUCCGGCAUUCCGAGUGGGUGUGACCUGGGAACAUGGAUCCUUGGAUGCACCGGGAUACAGAGAAUUCUCCAUACUGGAUCCAGAAUUCGACUGGGAACCAGUAGUGGAACCAAUACAGGGCACUAAGUUUCUCCAUAACAGCCCAACCACCCUGCAGUGCAACAUCUCCGAGUAUUUCCCUGAUGCCCUGACAGUGACGUGGCUGAGGAAAGGGGCAGAGAGUGAGGAACUAACAGAAGUGCCCAAUACUCAUCCAUAUAUAAGGUCCAACAAACAGACAGAUAACACCUACAGUUGCACCCCCUGUCUGAUCAUUUACCCCUCACUGAGAGACCAGGGGGCAGAAUAUAUCUGCAGGGUGACACAUCCCAGUCUGGUCAGACCCAUAGACACAAGUACUGGCACCAUCAAUGUCAUGGCUAAACCCGUGUUACUGGAUCCUGUACAAAUGGAUCUUCUCACUAACGGCAGAAUUCAGUUCUCCAUCACCCUACGGAACUUCUACCCCCGAGAUAUUCACAUCAACUGGAACAUUGGGGAGAUAAAGGCAAAGUUUAUUCAGCCUCCCACAGACACAGUGACUCAAACAGAUGAUCUCACAUAUGAUCUCACCAGUGUCUGUAGAUUUCCUGGGCAUCUGUUAAGCAAUCCUGAAUAUAAAGUCCAUGUGACCUGGAACCAUGUGACUAUGGAAGCCCCUGAAUCCAGGGAACUGUGGGUAACAGAUUUCCCCUGGCGCCCACAGGUAGGAGAGAUCGUGGCUCCUACACUGGGUAAGAAUAAAGUGACACUGAGCUGUAAGAUCUCUGGGUAUUUCCCUGAUGUCCUGACUGUCAGUUGGUUCAGGAAGGAGAAAUCAGACCAAUCAGAGGUUCCACUGUCUGUCCAAUGUGUUGGUUUCAUGAUCACAGACUGGUUCAAGAAGUUGUUAAGUGACCAAUCAGAGACCUCACUGAGCACCAGACAUUAUAAAGUAUCUGAGGCCAAAUCCCACAAGCAGGAGGAUCAGACAUUUACAUGUGAAACACAAUUAACCUUCUCCCCAGACCAGAAGACUGACCAAGGAGCUGAAUUCAUCUGCAGAGUGAGACACCCCAGCCUGGGGCAGUUAAUAGAGAGAAGGACGGGGCCAUUAGUGAUCCCUCAAUAAUUUAUAUUCCUGCCCCAUAACUCACCAAAUACUAUUGUCACGUUUUCAUAUUAAAAAUAUGUUUAUACACUUCUAA